UCCUGAAUAUUUCAACAUAAAUAGUACAUCUGUUAAGCAAAUGGAAGACAAGACACUUAUUGUUAGCCGUGGUGAUAACGAAGGUAUAGGCUAUUACAACCAACUGACACGGAAUGAACCUUCUUCAUUUUUUAGCCCUGCAAUGCUGUCUGGCUUUGUUGGUCCUGUCUGCACCAUUACAAGACAGUCGACUCACCCUUGCUGAUCCGGAGUUUAAACUGGCAGUUGUACGCUCAAAUACUUUAGUAGAGAAGAUCCUUGAGGACAUACCUGUCGUGCACAAGAACACCAUUCACAGUACGGGUCUCAUCCUGGAGCCCUCCAGCCAGGGGCCCAUGCUGCAGAGGAUGGUAUUGACCCUGGGCAUCCCCACCCCCCCGGCUCUCAUGCCCCUGUCGGCUCAUUUUACUCUGGAGAACAGCUUAAGCCGCAUGUCAGUGGGGAUCAAGCUGCAACAGGACCUGCUGGGAGCUCUGGCUGCCCGUCUAGAGGGGCUGGACGACCUCAGAGCCGACCUACGAGACCUCCUCACUCAGAUCAACAAGAUGCAAGAGCUUGGCAGGUGGAGUAGCGACGAGCCGUACCAGAGUCCCGACAUCGCCGCUCAUCUCCACGGUGACUAUGAGUUGCAGGUGGCCACUCACCUAACCUUGACCCAGCUGCGGGCCUUCUGCCAGGACAUCGUUCGCAGCAUGAGAAACAUCAGCGUCUACAGACCACAAGAACAAAGAUGAUCGGAUAUUACUAAACCUCUUCAACCAUUCACUCUCUCUCAUGCUCUAUACUAACUCAUCCUUC
This is a messenger RNA of Gadus chalcogrammus (walleye pollock), 798 nucleotides long. RefSeq lists its product as uncharacterized. The record is from RefSeq and is a predicted model, not a curated record. Gene Ontology annotation, molecular function: cytokine activity. Gene Ontology annotation, cellular component: extracellular region. NCBI's taxonomy places the organism in Eukaryota, Metazoa, Chordata, Actinopteri, Gadiformes, Gadidae. The transcript has 5 exons. Gene Ontology annotation, biological process: immune response. Bases 114 to 734 code for a protein of 206 amino acids.